AUGGGGAAGCGGAAGCAGAGCCUCGAAGUAGGCCUUGCGCCUACCAGCCCGCCUCGAGAAGCAACCGCACAUGUGUCACGACCUGCGACGCCCACGAGCCCCGUCCAAAUCCCCAAGAGCAGCAAACGCCCUGCUGCACACCCCCAGAAGCGACACUCUGGGCAGCGCCGGAGACCUCAGAAUGCGCAAACCCCGAGUGAAUUGUCGCCAUCGGUGGCCGCUCUGCUGGCGAUGACAGAUAUCCCUCGGCAGAGGUCACAGAGGCGAAAGAGGAGGGACAACACGCCGUUGACGGUUCAGGAGCUCGUAGAGGGGCAGCAGGUCUCGGAAAAGGAGCUGAGCUGGAGUCUGAGCCGCAGUCCGCUAGAUGUCCUUCUCUCGCCACCCGAGGAGUUUGCCGACGACGACUUGAGCGUCAGCGAGUGCAACAUCGGCUCGGCCUUGUCCACCAGAACAAUUUCCAUGGACUCGAUCCCUUCGCUUGGAGACUCAUUCGGCACCGAUGGCAUCUCGUCCCUAGGAACUCCGGGGACGCCCGGGACCCCGAGCCCUUCACUACGUGGUCGGAAAAUGAGUCCGAUGCGCAGAUCGCUUGAACCGAUCGUUUCGCCCUCUGGCGAGGACAUGGAGCACCCCCUUGCGAGGAAGCAGCAGGAACUGGAGGUCUCACAGCCACUCACACCAGAGCCUUCAGAUGAUGGCACUGAGCACGUUUCGCUGCUUCUGGGCCAAUUCAAGCCCUUGCGCUACGCUUUUCGAUCUAACCUGACGGCAUCAUUCAAGGCUCUGCGCUCGGCUGCGCGGUCAUUUUCGACAAUCAAUUUCCCGACAAUUUCAAAUGAGGAUUUCCUUGCCAGGUCACUCCUGACCAUCGACACACACGUGCCUUAUACCGACGAGCGGCGACCGCCCGCCUCGGAGGACAUUCCUUCGGCGGAGAUGCGGCGCUACCUGAACCCAAUGGGCAACCCUCGAAUUGAGUCUCAACUAGCCGCCGUGCCUCCGCCUGGUACCUUUUCCGCCUCCAUCCAGAUGCAGACCUACAAGGUGCGGCGGUCCAAGCUCGACUCUUCCAAAACGCCGCGACUCCGAGCCUCUCCACAGGGUCCAGCACCAGCAUCCCCUCCAUCCGAGCCCCAGACGGCGCACUCGCUGCCUCCAGGCAUGCGCCAGCGGGAGAUGCGCGAGAAUCCCGACUUUAUUCGCAUCGCCGUGAUGGAAAUGGCCAUGCGCAAGCGUGGGAAGCUCGACGACCAGAAACCCGGUCGAGCUCGCUGGGCGCUGCCGCCUCGCAAGAGCUCCGCAGCGCCCUACGAGAUUGGGCCGACGGGAGUGCCUGUGCGAUGGCAGUCCAUGACCUACAGCACUGAUUGA
This is a messenger RNA of Emericellopsis atlantica, 1374 nucleotides long. RefSeq lists its product as uncharacterized. The record is from RefSeq and is a predicted model, not a curated record. The coding region runs from base 1 to 1374 and encodes 457 amino acids. NCBI's taxonomy places the organism in Eukaryota, Fungi, Ascomycota, Sordariomycetes, Hypocreales, Bionectriaceae. The transcript has a single exon.